UCAAAAACUCCUCCGAGCUAGACUUGCUACAUCCAGAGCCAGCUAUGUAUACAGUGUCACGAGUGAGUGUCUGCCUCUAACCUAGCCGCGCGUUGGGUUUAGCUGGUAGCCCCAGCUGCUUCCUGGCUGGAAAUCUACCUGUUGGAUAGAAUUACACGGCGAAAGCGGAAACGUCGAACCGGUGCCAACACAUGAUCGACUUUCUUUGUUUCGUGGGAACGGAAAUGGACCGGCAAAUCCAUGUCCCUCUCUCCAGGACUGGUCGUCACAAGAAUAACGGGAUAGCAAGAGGCUUUUAUCGAGCGCUUUCAUCGAUUGCGUGUGCACAUGAGAAAAAUUAACCAGGGCCAGACGGGCUGCUCACUUAUAUGCGUGGUAGCGGCCGCCCGUCCUUCUCUCUUCCACUCAUCCAUUUCUCGUUAUCUCCACUCAUUUUUAAUUCCUACACCUCAUAGCUCUUUAAUAACGAUGAAGCUUUCAGGCUUGUUAACCUCGGUGCUCGCUCUGUCGACUGCAGUUCUGGGCGCUAAGAAGGCAGCGUCGGCCGACGACUUCAAGCAUGACGACCUGGUCAAAGUCGAGUGUGCCGAGAUUGGCGAGCAGGGCCGCGAGCUGAUGAACCCCGACGGCGGCUUCCGGUGGUUGAGUCCGACGUGUGUGGAGUCCCGGCGUGCUCUGUCGUUCUACUAUGGCCGAGACGGCCCAACCCAGUGCUCAGUCAAGGCCGAAGACAAGUUCCACGAGCAGAUGCUGCGCGCGCUGUCGUUCAACCGGGCGCUCAAGUGCCGUAUCCCGCGCAACAAGCUCACGUUCACACAGUACCUGGAGGUUCCUCUGCAUAUCGACGGUGUGCGUGUGCGCGGCGGAUCCAAGCUCAAGCGGAUCUCAGGCAACUUCAAUGCCGUCCUGCACGGCGAGAAGGGCACCCUGGUUGCUGCCGCUAUGUACCCAGUCGUCGACCACCCGCUGCCUGAGACUGUCAGCGGUGUGACUACCAUGCAGAUCAACCUGCGGUGGUACGAGGGUUCUGCCAUGACUCUGCUGAUGUCGAACAAGCGCCAUGAGGAGGACUUCAUUAUCCAGCCCAUUGUUGCCCUCAUGUUCUGCAUUCUGACUGCAUGCGCUGUCUAUGUCGUCGGCCGUGUCUACGUCGAGAGCUCGCUGAUCCCGCGCGUGCUGAAGGAGGAAACCGACCGCAAGGCUAAGGCCAGGAAGGAGUUUGAGGACUCGGUCAAGAAGGAGACCAAGAAGGACAAAUGAGCAGGCUUUCUCGGCCUAGGCUGACUCGGCGCCGCUUGAUCAAUAAGCGCUAAUCGCUUGCACAGUAUUUGUCUCGCAGGGCAUUGCAAAAAAAGCAUUAGGUGCACGAAAGAGGGUCUUUAGGUGUUUAUUGGUGAUGGCAAGACUUUACAAAAAUAUAGAGGGCCAACGAAAGACCGAGCGCAUACUGCAGCUGGUCUCAGUCUCUCUGCGUGAGCAGUCGGUUGGACAAUGGCAUCAGAGAAGGUUGGGCAAGAGGAAGAAUAGGAACAAAGCUGUGGCGCACAGCCCGACAUAAAGGGGCUAAAUGCACAACUCGUGGUAGCC
Linderina pennispora is the source of this 1587-nucleotide messenger RNA. RefSeq lists its product as uncharacterized. The record is from RefSeq and is a predicted model, not a curated record. NCBI's taxonomy places the organism in Eukaryota, Fungi, Kickxellomycota, Kickxellomycetes, Kickxellales, Kickxellaceae. The coding region runs from base 469 to 1260 and encodes 263 amino acids. The transcript is spliced from 2 exons.